Hippopotamus amphibius kiboko is the source of this 945-nucleotide messenger RNA. Its product is annotated as olfactory receptor 2W3. Gene Ontology annotation, cellular component: membrane. The record is from RefSeq and is a predicted model, not a curated record. Gene Ontology annotation, biological process: G protein-coupled receptor signaling pathway. Bases 1 to 945 code for a protein of 314 amino acids. Lineage: Eukaryota; Metazoa; Chordata; Mammalia; Artiodactyla; Hippopotamidae. Gene Ontology annotation, molecular function: olfactory receptor activity; G protein-coupled receptor activity. The transcript has a single exon.
AUGGAUGGAACCAAUGAGAGCACCCAGGGAAAUUUCAUCCUUUUGGGGUUUUCUGACCGCCCCCGUCUGGAGAGAAUCCUCUUUGUGGUUAUCUUGAUUGCAUAUCUCCUGACCCUCGUGGGCAACACCACCAUCAUCCUGGUAUCUUGGCUGGACCCCCACCUCCACACCCCCAUGUACUUCUUCCUCACCCACCUCUCCUUCCUGGACCUGAGUUUCACCACCAGCUCCAUUCCCCAGCUGCUCUAUAACCUGAGUGGAUGUGACAAGACCAUCAGCUACACAGGCUGUGCCAUCCAGCUCUUCCUAUUCCUGGGCCUGGGUGGUGUGGAAUGCCUACUCCUGGCGGUCAUGGCAUAUGACAGGUUUGUGGCCGUGUGCAAACCCCUGCACUACAUGGCGAUUAUGAAUUCACGGCUUUGCCUGGGCUUAGUGUUGGUGGCCUGGGGCUGUGGGGUGGCCAACUCAUUGGCCAUGUCCCCAGUGACCCUGCGCUUACCCCGCUGUGGGCAUCGCAGUGUGGACCACUUCCUGUGUGAGAUGCCCGCCCUCAUACGAAUGGCCUGUGUGAAUACAGCUGCCAUCGAGGGCACUGUCUUUGUCCUGGCAGUGGGCAUUGUGCUGUCACCCCUUGUGUUCAUCCUGGUCUCCUAUGGCUACAUCAUGAGGGCCGUGUUACAAAUUCAGUCAACAUCAGGGAGGCAAAAGGCCUUCAACACCUGUGGCUCCCAUCUCACAGUGGUCUCACUUUUCUAUGGAAACAUAAUUUACAUGUACAUGCAACCUGGAAACAGCUCUUCCCAGGACCAAGGCAAGUUUCUCACCCUCUUCUACAACAUUGUCACCCCACUCUUGAAUCCCUUGAUCUAUACCCUUAGAAACAAAGAGGUGAAGGGAGCCCUGAGGAAGCUGCUGCUGUGUGACAAAGAGAUAGGGAAGGAGUAA